GUCGAAGAUGCACUGGACACCGGAACACGCCCAGCCCCUCAACCAGUGGCCAGAGCAGCACCUGGACGUCUCCUCCACUACCCCGUCACCGGCCCACAAGUUGGAGCUGCCCCCUGGGGGUCGCCAGCGCUGCCACUAUGCUUGGGCACACGACGACAUCUCUGCCCUCACAGCCUCCAACCUUCUCAAGCGCUACGCAGAGAAGUACUCAGGGGUCCUGGACUCGCCCUACGAGCGCCCCGCGCUGGGCGGCUAUGGUGACGCCGCCUUCCUCAACGGCGCCAAGGGGGACCCCGAGUCCUGGCCAGGGCCGGAGCCCCCCUACCCCUUGGCCUCACUCCACGAGGGUCUCCCGGGAACCAAGUCGGCCAGCGGGGCCGGCUCCGGGGGCCUCGGGGGCUCCCCGGUUUUAGCCGGGAACCUGCCUGAACCCCUCUAUGCCGGCAAUGCGUGCGGAGGCCCGUCUGCGGCGCCCGAGUACGGGGCGGGCUACGGCGGGGGUUACCUGGCCCCCAGCUACUCGGACGGCGUGCUGGUCGUGGGCACCACCUCGCGGCCGGCGGCUCUGGACGAGGCCACCCGCAGGCGCUUCGGUCUCCGCUUCUACGUGGCGCUGCCCGACGGUCCUGCCCGUGGGCAGAUCCUGCAGCGGGCGCUGGCCCAGCAGGGCUGCGCGCUGAACGAGCGGGAGCUCGCGGCCCUGGUGCAGGGCACCCAGGGCUUCUCCGGGGGCGAGCUGGGGCAGCUGUGCCAGCAGGCAGCGGCCGGGGCGGGCCUCCCGGGCCUGCAGCGGCCCCUCUCCUACAAGGACUUGGAGGCAGCGCUCGCCAAGGUGGGGCCUAGGGCCUCCCCCAAGGACCUGGACUCGUACGUGGAAUGGGACAAAAUGUACGGCUCCGGACACUGACGGCGCGUCGGGAGGUCGCGGGAGCAGCAGCCCCUUCCUCCCCGCCCCUCCGUCUGGGACGGGCAUGUCUUUAACUAAACCGGGAAGGGAGGGGGCCGGAGUGAUGAAUGUGGACUGGGGGAGGGGCGGG
This is a messenger RNA of Suricata suricatta (meerkat), 1037 nucleotides long. RefSeq names its product fidgetin like 2 (gene FIGNL2). The coding region runs from base 8 to 907 and encodes 299 amino acids. Gene Ontology annotation, molecular function: microtubule severing ATPase activity; ATP hydrolysis activity. The record is from RefSeq and is a predicted model, not a curated record. NCBI's taxonomy places the organism in Eukaryota, Metazoa, Chordata, Mammalia, Carnivora, Herpestidae. The transcript has 2 exons.